AUGGAGGCUUUGUCUGCUAAUGGAGGAGAGUCCUUUCUAUCCACCUGGACCGAUCCAGGCCAGCGUGUAGAGUGCUCUCCUGUGGCAACAGAGCUGGAUCAGAGAGACAAUGUUUCCCCAAGUUGGAAGACACCUUUUGGAGUUGGAGCUGGUCUCUGGAAUAUGGGAAACACUUGCUAUGUGAAUGCAGCCCUACAGUGCCUGACAUACACGCCACCUCUGGCCAACUAUAUGCUGGCCCGGCAGCACAAGCCAACCUGUUCUGGUCUGAGGACCUGCAUGAUGUGUGUUAUGCAACGACAUGUCACUCGGGCUCUCCGUCGUCCGGGACGUGUGAUCCAGCCUUUGCACGCACUGCUUGCCGACUUCCACAGAGAAAAGCAGGAAGAUGCACAUGAGUUUCUCAUGUUUAUGGUCGAGGCCAUGCAGAAGGUGGAUCUUCACUCUGAAGAUAGGGAUUUAAUUCAGCACAUCUUUGGCGGCUACUGGAGAUCUCAAAUCAAGUGUCUCCACUGUGGAAGCACUUCGGACACCUUCGACCCUUAUCUGGACAUUCCUCUGGAUAUCCAGGCAGCUGAGAGCGUGGAGCAAGCUUUGACGCAAUGCGCAGAGCCUGAGGAACUCAGUGGGGAAAACGCCUACCAUUGUGGUGUUUGUCUCCAAAAGGUGCCUGCCUCCAAGACGUUGUCUUUACACACUUGCCCCAAGGUCCUUAUCUUCCUGUUGAAACGUUUCUCGGACUUCACAGGGGAGAAGAUUGCUAAGCAUGUGCAGUAUUCUGAGUGGCUCGACAUGCAGCCCUACAUGUCUGAGCACAACACGGGACCAGUCUUGUACACCCUCUAUGCUGUGCUGGUCCAUGCUGGCCACACUUGUCACAGCGGACAUUACUUUUCUUAUGUCAAAGCUCCAGAUGGAUGCUGGUACCAGAUGAAUGACAACAAAGUAACUGCCUGUGACAGGUCUUCUGUCAUAGCUCAAGAUGCCUAUGUCCUCUUUUAUGUCCAGAAGCCUAACCUGGAAAGAGACAAUAGUGGCAUGUCACUAGACAUGGAAGAAAGAGCUCUUGGGUCUGCGGACAAGGACAUGAGUGUAAAGAUAAGAGAUCUACAAGUAGAUUCCUACAGGGAACAUAUCAAGUUAGAGAAGCAGACACACAAAACACAGGUGAAACAGAGCACUUUAGAUGAGUGGAAGUUUCUCCAAGAACAAAACCAACCAAAGACUGAGUUGAACCUUAGGAAAGUAGACUGCAAUCUUCCAGCCAAUGCAGUCCUGAUGCACCAGUCAAAAUACACUGUUGAGCUGAGGAAAACUCAUCCAGAAGAAGAAAACACCUGCCCAACCAAUUCAGCCAGAAACAUUUCAGGUCAAGAGUCCACCAAGAUGAAUGAAGCACCAUGUCUAGGAGGAAGUGCCAGAGCUACCAAGAAGAAGAAGAAGAAGAACAGGAAGAACAAUCAGGGCAAGAGAACUGUGCUUGUGAUUUAG
Chinchilla lanigera (long-tailed chinchilla) is the source of this 1491-nucleotide messenger RNA. Its product is annotated as ubiquitin carboxyl-terminal hydrolase 17-like protein 6. Gene Ontology annotation, cellular component: nucleus; cytosol. The coding region runs from base 1 to 1491 and encodes 496 amino acids. Gene Ontology annotation, biological process: regulation of apoptotic process; protein deubiquitination. Gene Ontology annotation, molecular function: cysteine-type endopeptidase activity; cysteine-type deubiquitinase activity. The transcript has 2 exons. NCBI's taxonomy places the organism in Eukaryota, Metazoa, Chordata, Mammalia, Rodentia, Chinchillidae. The record is from RefSeq and is a predicted model, not a curated record.